This is a messenger RNA of Aspergillus welwitschiae, 1476 nucleotides long. Its product is annotated as MFS general substrate transporter. Lineage: Eukaryota; Fungi; Ascomycota; Eurotiomycetes; Eurotiales; Aspergillaceae. The record is from RefSeq and is a predicted model, not a curated record. Gene Ontology annotation, cellular component: membrane. The coding region runs from base 1 to 1476 and encodes 491 amino acids. The transcript has 14 exons. Gene Ontology annotation, molecular function: transmembrane transporter activity. Gene Ontology annotation, biological process: transmembrane transport.
AUGGAGACACCCGAGGAUAGCAACAAAGGCCCGAUCGAUAGGGUCUCAUCUGUGAACGAGCACGUAUCGGUUGAGAUCCGACCGGAGGAUGAGAGGGCACUGGUAUGGAGGCUCGAUUGCUUCUUCCUUGUCGUGGGGUUCCUGGGAUAUGCGUUCAAGUACCUGGAUCAAACGAACAUUAGCAAUGCCUAUGUUUCCGGUAUGGAGACAGAUCUUGAGCUCUAUGGGAAUGAAUACAAUUAUUUCACGACCUUCUUCAAUAUCGGGUACAUGAUUAUGCUUUAUCCCUCGUGCAUCAUCAUUUCUCACAUCGGGCCAUCGAUAUGGCUGCCAGCGUGCGAGGUGUUGUGGGGUAUCCUUACCUGCUGCUUAUCCACAGUCACGUCUGCUAAGCAGGUGUAUGGCUUGCGUUUCCUUAUUGGCUUCUUCGAAGGUGCGACGUGGCCUGGCUACUUUACCAUUAUCAGCCAAUGGUAUCUCCCCCAUGAGAUGGCCUUGCGUAUGAGCCUAUAUAACAUGGCCCAGCCAGUUGGGGCUAUGCUUUCUGGCGCCAUGCAGGGCGCAAUGUCUACCAACCUGGAAGGUGUUAUGGGGCGAAGUGGCUGGCGAUGGGCUUUCAUAAUAAACGGCGUUUGCACAAUCUUCAUCGCUUUAUUAGCCUUCAUCAUAUUACCUGGCUUUCCUGAAAGGCAAAACCCAUUGUCGAAGAUCUAUCUCAGGCCACAGCAUAUUAAGACUGCUAUCGCACGCACACGCCGCGUGGGCCGGAAACCGCAGAUCGGCAUCCAAGUCAAAAGCUUUCUGCGCUGUUUCAGAUUCUGGCAUCUAUGGCUGUUCGCCAUUGCUUGGGCCAUCGGCACCGGCACAACGCCAACGAGCUACUUCAACCUCUGGCUCAAGUCGUUGAAGAACCCUGAUGGAACCGCCAAAUACUCUGUGGCUAUGCUCGAUUACCUUCCGAUCGCUGGUCAAGCCAUCCAACUUGUUGCUGAGAUCUUUUUCAGCGGUUUCAGUGACUAUUUCGGAGUCAGACUGCCGUUCCUUCUCUUGCAUGCGGUAAUCAACAUUGUAUCUCUGAUUAUCCUGACGAUACAACCGAGCAAUGAGCACGCAUAUAUGGCUGGGUGGUAUAUGGAUUAUGUCGGAGCGGUCUCGACAAUGCUUUUGUGUGCGUGGGCAUCUGCCCAUCUGGAGACGGAGCCGCAAGUCCGCACCGUCUUGUUUGCUACCGGAACUCUCUUCUCGUACUUAUUGAGUGCCUUCCUUCCCAUAGCUGCAUACCCAGCAUCGGAAGCUCCUCACUGGCGCAUUGGAGCAAAGCUAUACCUCGGCCUUUCGUGCUUGGCAGCGGUGUUGUUUGUUUGCAUCCAUUUUGCCUUCAAAUGGGAAGAACAGAAGAAGGCCAAGACACGUCGGGUUGAGGAUUGGAAUGUGACUGCAGACGAGGAUAGGGUCAGUGAAGGGACGGUAGUUUAG